AUGGCUGUUGCGAGCAAUGCAGCGCUUCAAAUUGCCGAGUGUAGCGUCUCGUAUACCAGUAAUGGGGCCCUUCAAAUUGCGCCCUGCCAUCAAUCCACGUUGGUCGCCACUGACAGUAUGGCUGAAGAACCGAAAGCCGAUACCUUACCAGGCGAGGCUCGCUUUCCGCGCUGUCUUCAACUCGAAAGGGACACGGGCAAAAAUGCCGGAGUGAUCGCAGCAGAGCUUUUCCAGAGAGUCUGCAACAUAUCUCCGCCUCCCCAAUGCACCUAUAACAACACGACAGAUGGCUUCAUCGCCUCCCUGGUUUUCAACGAUCGCACAUUCACGUCCUUGCCAUUUCCCGCGAAGAGAGAUGCUCGUUUUGAUUGUUUAAGGCUUGUCAGUGAGGAGCUAUUGAAGAUCAGUCGUAAAAAUGAGAACGAAAAGGAUCUCCCGAUGAUAUUUCAACGGGCCGACACUUUUUCCGAACUCCUGCGUGCACAUACCUAUGCUAUGUUGGACAAGUUAUAUCAGGAAAGUCCGAUCGGCUCUGGUACCGAAAAAGUGGUCGCGUCGAUUUUCAUGCUCGAUCACCAGUUGAAAAAUAUGCAGUGCAUUAGCCUGGCCACCGGCAACAAGUGCAUUACCAGAAACAACAUUGGCUUUGCUGGUCAAGCCGUCGUCGAUUGUCAUGCAGAAAUUCUGGCGCGCCGCGGCUUUCGUCGGUUUCUCUACGCUCAACUAAAUGCUACCGCCAGGACGCCGGAAAAUUCGAUUUUGGAGCCGUCUGGUCUAGGCAAAUGGAAAGUGAGGUCGCACUUUUCUUUCCACCUAUUUAUCAACACAGCGCCAUGUGGAGAUGGGCGUCUAUAUUCAUUGGAACCCGGCUCCGAGGAGGAAGCGGAAGCGCAAGCCCCGUGGAUCGACCGAAACCCCGGGAGACUUCGAUACAAGAUUGAGAAUGGGAUGGGCACCGUUUUGGGGAACGACGAAUUUUGCCAGACAGUCGACAGUUUCGAACGAUUACUCGUUGGCGAGCUGUACACGUCGCGUGUAGACCGUGCCGUUUCCAAACGGCUCCAAGGCUUCCAACCCACCUGGAAGCCUUUCGAACUUAAUCACCCUGCCUGCCUGCCUUGUCAACUGCCAUAUAAUCGUGUCGUGUUUGUCGGCGUGUCAACGGAGAAGGUAUCGGUGAACUGGAACGUUGUCGACGGCUUCCUGGAGGCCAUUACAACAAAUACGGGCCGACGACCGAACGGCGAAGUAUCUCGCUUGGCGCCCUCCUCAUUUUUUGCGCUAUUUCGUGAUGCCCACGACCAUUUGACGGGCCAGAAACUACCAGAAACCGCCUCAUACUCACAAGUCAAGUUGUCGAACGAGACGUACUACCAAUGCAAGAAGGCGAUGAUCAAGCGCCUUGCCGACAGCGGCAUGGGACGAUGGCUGGCCAAACCGCCGGAGCACUCUCAGUUCACGGUCGACAUGCUGCAACCUAUUGUAGCG
Mesorhabditis spiculigera is the source of this 1488-nucleotide messenger RNA. Lineage: Eukaryota; Metazoa; Nematoda; Chromadorea; Rhabditida; Rhabditidae. The record is from the annotation of a GenBank genome assembly.